CAGUUAACGGUAGAGGCCGUCUUGUCAGUAGUAAAGCCCGGGCUGGUCAGCUGCGGCUGUUUUCGGGGGUGAUAAAUACAAUUUAUUUAUGUUCGGUGGAUUUAUUUUACCCCUCACUCAAUGACUCCGCAUCCUCCUUUCACUGGGAAAAACUAAUGCUGAGUUCAACAUCUGUUUAACUAGUGUUUUUUUUCGUAUCGUUAUUCGAGUGUUGAUGGUCCUCAGCGCGUGUGAUCGAAACACUUGAGUGCAUUAUACACAUCAGGCAUGAGGAUCGUGAGCGACACCAGGAGGGGGAUUGAAGUUUCCGGUCGGCGGUACAGACUGCGGGUAGCCGUGAUCGCAUAGAAGCGACUCGGCGUACCCGCGAAUUCAGUAGAGAUCCCGUCGGGCGGAAAGUCAAUCCGAUUGGUGGCAAGACGCUCGCUGGGUGUCAGUGAUAAUAGCAAUUUGGGGAGAGAGGGACAAGCCGGGGGUGUUCAACUAAGGGCUAGCAGGUGACGGGUAAAGUAACAUUAGAGAGGGUUGAGGGGGGAUGCAGCGCGAAGGGGUGGCGGCAUGGAGGAGCCCUCGACGGAGGCUCUCAUGCAGGCGGGCUUCAUCUUCGUUGUCGGCAUUGCCAUCAUACUCUCAAAUCUUCUCAUCAUCGCUACUUACCUCAACUUUCGUGGUCCCUCCGAGGUGAUAAACUACUAUUUACUGUCGCUGGCAACAGCAGAUUUGUUUUGUGGUCUGCUGGUAGUGCCACUCUCCGUAUAUCCUGCCUUAAUGAAAAGAUGGGUCUACGGAGAUAUUGUUUGCCGUCUCGUUGGGUAUCUGGAGGUGACACUUUGGGCUGUCUCCGUCUAUACCUUCAUGUGGAUGUCCGUUGAUCGUUAUUUGGCUGUCAGGAAACCACUGCGGUAUGAAACUGUACAAACGAAAACGCGUUGUCAGUGUUGGAUGGCCUUCACAUGGAUAAGUGUAGCUAUGAUGUGUUGUCCACCGCUACUCGGCUUCAACAAGCCGAUCUUCGACGAGCAGGCCUUCAUCUGUAUGCUCGACUGGGGCAAUAUGGCUGCCUAUACAAUAACCCUGUCGAUACUUGUACUUGGUCCCUCGGUCAUUACCAUUGUUUACACAUACUUUUACAUAUUCUCGAUGAAAUUAAAAUUGAGAUCUGGUGUACCUAUACACGACAAGGAAUAUGCAACAGCACUAUCCGAGAAUCUCAGUAAUCCCAGUCAUGUCAUGUCAUUUGCUCUGAUAAUGACAUUCUGGUUGUCUUGGACACCAUACGCCAUGCUCAGAAUUUAUAUCAGUAUUCAAGGACCUACGGAGGUACCCUUCCUUCACUUUGCAGUGGUAUGGUUUGGCAUAACGAAUAGCUUCUGGAAGGCUUUCAUACUCGGAACCAUGAGCCCACAGUUUCGCUUGGCUGCUCGGGUACUCUGUUUAACCCUGUGCUGCCGGCACAGAAAUCUGCCGCCAGAACUCCUGGGUCUCGAGGAGGAUGACUAAAUAUAAAAUUUUUUUUAUCAAAGAAAAUGCAAAAAUAAGAAAUUUAAUCAUAACGAUUCAAACUAAAAUGUGAAACGACUCGUGCACAUGCACAUUCUUAGAGGAUCUUUAUUUUUCCUUCAAUUGUUCGGUGGAUUUGACACUGUCUCAUUAUUUUAUUUCGUUCGAUCAUCAGAGUAUGCAAUUGAUGUGCGAAGAAUUGAAAUCAGCAUAUUUUUCAUAAUUUUUUAGCCAAAAAUUUUACGAAAAUUAUCAAAAAUUUUCAUGUUAUCUGAGCGAUUCGACAUUAUUCUUUUUCAAAAUAUUAUUUUUCAAUUUUUUUAUGAUAAAUAGAAGCUAAUUUGUAAAGUUUUGAUUCAAAUUUGGACAUAAGCUGACAUAAACUAUUAAAUUGAAAAAUUAAAAAAAUUGCGAAAUAUUCCAAUUAAAAGCCCCAUUCAAAUAUUACGUCACACGAUUCACGGGAAGG
Molecule: messenger RNA, 1969 nt
Organism: Diachasma alloeum
Lineage: Eukaryota; Metazoa; Arthropoda; Insecta; Hymenoptera; Braconidae
Gene: DopEcR
Product: G-protein coupled receptor 52
Exons: 5
Coding region: 559-1500 (313 amino acids)
Biological process (GO): G protein-coupled receptor signaling pathway
Cellular component (GO): membrane
Molecular function (GO): G protein-coupled receptor activity; peptide binding
Source: RefSeq, a predicted model, not a curated record